AUGGAACAACUAAGGAAGAUAUCUGUCUUCCCUGUUACUGUUGGUAUACAGUGUGGGCAGCCAUGUGUGUGGUCUCGGCGACCGGUUGUGUGUGAAAAGGUUGUCAGCUGUGCCCCUGGCUAUCACUGUGAGCCCAGACUGUACCUCCCAGCCCCUGUGUGCUGGCUGCCAUUUUGUUUCUACCCGGAGACUCCCACCCCAAAACCAGUCUGUGUGAAGACGAAAGAGACUUGUCGUCCGUCCACCACAGCGGUACCCUGUGAUACGCUUCUUGAAUGUUCAUCCGGGCAUCAUUGUGAGCCUGAAAACAUCACGCUCUCGUUCUGCUGUGACGGGAAACGUGACUGUGUGUGCAACACGAAGGUGAAUGCGACAGAGAAGAUGCGGUGUGUUCCCAACAGAAUGUGUUCAAUGUCACCCCCAGGAGCUCCUAUUGCUUGCAGCACGGUAAUGUCAUGUGACCCAGGGUACCACUGUGAACCUGCCUUGAUACCAUCACGUCCCACGUGCCUGAAAGAGCCCGGAUGUAGAUGCCCUCCGCCCGGCCCAGACGGACCCGCCCCGAAGUGUGUGGAAGAUCCACUGUGUGCUAUGAGUCCACCAGGCCAUCCUGUACCUUGCAGUGAGCUUAUCUCAUGUGACAGAGGGGAACACUGUGAACCAGCCAUGAUAGCAUCCCGCCCCUCCUGUAUAAAGAAGCCAGGAUGUAGAUGUCCUCCGCCUGGCCCACGGGGACCCACUCCGAGGUGCGUGAGGGAUCCACUGUGUGCUAUGAGUCCACCGGGUCAUCCUGUACCUUGCAGUGAGCUUAUCUCAUGUGACAGAGGGGAACACUGUGAACCAGCCAUGAUAACAUCCCGCCCCUCCUGUAUAAAGAAGCCAGGAUGUAGAUGUCCUCCGCCUGGCCCACGGGGACCCACUCCGAGGUGCGUGAGGGAUCCACUGUGUGCUAUGAGUCGACCGGGUUAUCCUGUACCUUGCAGUGAGCUUAUCUCAUGUGACAGAGGGGAACACUGUGAGCCGGCCAUGAUAACAUCCCGCCCUUCCUGUAUAAAGAGGCCCGGAUGUAGAUGCCCUCCGCCUGGCCCCCAGGGACCCAUUCCGGAGUGCGUGGAAGAUCCACUGUGUGAUAUGAGUCCGCCUGGCCAUCCCGUAUCCUGUGCUGUGAGGGUCCGCUGCCCCCCAGGACAACAUUGUGAGCCAAGGAUGUUGCUUGGGCGACGGAGUUGUAUCAGAAAACCCGGAUGUCGCUGUCCACCACCUGGGCCAGCUGGGCCAAGCCCUAGAUGCGUGGAUAAUUAGAACCACCACCUCCUCCCGCAUCAUCCAACCGCCAUACGGGCACUGAAGUUGUUGUAGUUUAGUUUCUAGUUUCGUUUUUUAAAAACGAUUCUGGCGCCAUAUAGAAGUUUAGUUUUUCGAGCGUUUUUGGUAGCGAAAAUGAGUGUUUUCUAGUUUCUGGUUGUUGGAAUCGUUCUUGAAAAACGUCAUUAAUACAUGGUGCCAGAAUCGCUUGGAAAGACGAAAUUA
Lingula anatina is the source of this 1530-nucleotide messenger RNA. RefSeq lists its product as uncharacterized. The record is from RefSeq and is a predicted model, not a curated record. NCBI's taxonomy places the organism in Eukaryota, Metazoa, Brachiopoda, Lingulata, Lingulida, Lingulidae.